Molecule: messenger RNA, 534 nt
Organism: Linum trigynum
Lineage: Eukaryota; Viridiplantae; Streptophyta; Magnoliopsida; Malpighiales; Linaceae
Source: the annotation of a GenBank genome assembly
AUGCUGGCCAAGUCUUACACCCCAGCCUCAGACAGUGCCAGCGCCAUCACCAAGAGAUCCCUGUACUUCAUCCAGUCCAUGCGCCAGAGGGAUCAUCCCCUCCACCUGGGCUCGGUGGUGGCGAGGACCUUCGAGAAGAGUGCUUCUGAGCUGAAGAAACUUCACUGCACUCCCCUCAUCACCCGCCUGGCAGACCACUUCCAGAUAUCCCUGCAGGGGUGCACAGAGCAGGGAGAGACCACUCCCUUUAGCCGGUUUACGAUCAACAAAAUGCAACUUCUUCGGGAAGAGCGAGGUGUCAUGUGGAUCGAGGUGUUUCCUCAACCUCAGAUCCCAGAGGAGGUCCAGCCGGAGGUUCCAGAGGGUGCAGCUGAUGAGGAGGUCCAGCCCGAGGACGUGGAUGAUACUGCUGCCGCCCGCCCCACCACCUUCGAGUACGGGGGUGGCAGUUCCAGCGUCCCCGGCCAGGACUACUUCUCGCAGCAGCUCGAGUCAGAUGCAGUUUCAGCAGCAGUACUCAGCUCACCAUGUUGA